Messenger RNA from Oncorhynchus keta (chum salmon), 6597 nucleotides. Its product is annotated as RNA-binding protein MEX3B. The transcript is spliced from 4 exons. Gene Ontology annotation, molecular function: RNA binding. NCBI's taxonomy places the organism in Eukaryota, Metazoa, Chordata, Actinopteri, Salmoniformes, Salmonidae. The record is from RefSeq and is a predicted model, not a curated record. The coding region runs from base 416 to 2350 and encodes 644 amino acids.
UGACGUCAGUUCUGUGUGCGAGACAGGCAGAGCGGCGUGCGCCUGGCGAGACAAAGGCGGCGGACCAGGGAACAGCUAAGAGAAAGAGGUUAGCUAGAUCCAGAUACAAUUUACGGGAGGUAUGUGCAUUAAAAUGUAAUAAACUACGAACCGAUACGAAAAAUGACGGGCCGCUGAACGACAUCUGGCUGGAAUAGGUUCUCAUCCACAGCCUGUCCCUUCUCAUUCGUUUUUUAAAAAAUUCUCCAACGCCCCCCAAUUUAGCGAGCUAGCUAGCAUUAGCGCACUGGUCGCCACUCACCAUUCCUUCAAGAAUCAAAAGAGAGGAACUCAAUAAAAUCGGGAGUUGGCCAAAGGAAAAGAGCGCUUUUACACCCACAGGCGACCCAAGAUCGGAUGUUCAUCCUCGGGGACUAUGCCUAGCCCCUUAUUCCACCCCGAGAUUAUGGACCACGACAUGGUAGUGAGCAGCCAGCACAACGGGGUCAGCCUGCCCCGAGAAACGGAUCAGGAGUCCCGGGACGAGGGCCAUCAGGAGGUUCUCCGCUUCGCCAUGGACCAGCUGUCACUUAUGGCCCUGGAGAAGGUGGACUGUGGGGGCGGUGGUGGAGGGCACGUUGACCCACUCGACGAGAACCAGGGUCCAGUCUCCGAGAAUUGCAACGGCGGUUAUGUCAACCUGCAGUUGCUGGAGCACCCAGGAGGCUCCCGGGAAUCCCCGACGUCCUGCUCCCCGUCUCCAGAGUACUAUGGAUCGGGCGGGUACCACAUGGCUGGCCCGCACUCUCACUCCAUGCUCGGGGAACAAAACUCAAUUAUCUGCAAUCGUAAAAGGAGUGUCAACAUGACCGAAUGCGUACCUGUGCCCAGCUCCGAGCACGUUGCUGAAAUAGUGGGAAGACAAGGCUGUAAGAUCAAGGCACUGCGUGCAAAGACCAACACCUACAUAAAGACCCCGGUGAGGGGCGAGGAGCCCGUGUUCAUCGUGACAGGGCGCAGGGAGGACGUGGAGAUGGCCAAGCGGGAGAUCGUCUCGGCGGCCGAGCACUUCUCCAUGAUCCGGGCGUCCCGCUGCAAGGCUGGGGCCACGGGCACAGGAGCACCCGGGGCGGGGGGAGCAAUCCCAGGACCCCCACACCUGCCUGGACAGACCACCAUACAGGUUCGGGUGCCAUACCGUGUGGUUGGGUUAGUGGUUGGUCCUAAGGGGGCGACCAUCAAGCGCAUCCAGCAGCAGACCCACACCUACAUCGUGACACCCAGCCGGGAGAAGGACCCUGUGUUCGAGGUGACUGGCAUGCCAGAGAAUGUGGACCGAGCCCGGGAGGAGAUUGAGACACACAUCACCUUGCGGACCGGGGCCUUCGUGGACCUACAGGGAGACAACGACUUUCACACCAACGGAACCGACGUUAGCUUAGAGGGCCUGGGCUCGCUGGGUGCUGCUCUCUGGUCUCGGGCCAACAACCACCAUGCUGCCCCUCCACCCCCACCUCCUCCUCCACCACCGCCCCUCCCGCUGGCCAUGCACCACUCAUCUGGGAGGAAGCUGUCCUCCUUGGCCUCCUACCAUCAACAUAAGGGAGGGAUGGGCUCUGAGAGCUACAGCGCCCCCAGGAGGGCCACAGAGGGAGACAGCCCAACCAGCCCCUUCAGCACAGGCUCCAGCAGCGCUGGAGGAGGCGGGUUCACCCCUGGCCUCCCCUCUGAGGAGCUGGGCUUUGAGUUCAGCGCCGCCAACAUCUGGGCACCCUUCGUCAAUGGAGGAGGAGGGAAGGUCCCAGGCUCCUCCCAGCAGCAACCUCUCCGCCGAAACAGCAGCGGCCUGAGUGGAGGCGCCAUCACACCCCGCCUGUCGCCCACCCUGCCCCCUGACGCCGUGGUGGGACCCCUGGAUCAUCCUAUGGCCCGCCGGGCCCAGAGCGACCCCCUCAGUGCCCUCUCAUGGCUGCAGUCGGGCGGUACUGGUGCAGGGACCAUCUCCGGAGGAUCUAGCUCCAGCUCCGGAGGCUCAUCCACCGGUUACUCCUCCUGCUCAGCCUCCUCCCUGCCCGGAGGCUCUCCCACAGACUCAGAGGGCGGGGGCAGUGGAGUGGGCCUGGCCUCUGGCAUGCUGGGCCGGCUGAAGCCUCCGGCAGGCUCUGGGGCUGGAGGUCUGAUUGGUGUAGGGCCAGGGGGCGGGAGCAGAGACUGUUUUGUGUGCUUUGAGAGCGAGGUGACAGCGGCCUUGGUGCCCUGCGGCCACAACCUCUUCUGUAUGGACUGCGCCGGACAGAUCUGCCAGUCCGCUGAGCCCGAAUGCCCUGUCUGCCACAUCCCUGCCACACAGUGCAUCCGCAUCUUCUCCUAAUGAACCCCCACCCAAAGACAAGGGAGAGAAGUGGAGGUGAGAGGAGGAGGGUGUCAUCUUAAAAAACAUCACUUUUUUCCCUCUCUGACUAUCCAACAGAACUGCAGUGGGGCAUCAACUGUGGAGGAACGGACACCAACAACCUUUGCUAAUAGGAUGGGCUAUAAUGAUUACAAUAUUAGAAAUGACACUAUAAAGAUGUUGAUUUAAUUAUAAUAACUAUGACAAGAAUAAUGGUAGUAAUAAUUAUUAUUAUUAUUUCCAGACGGGCUGAUUUUGGUUCAUUCUGCAGACUGCAGAAGUAGUUGGAUCAUGAGAUUUCACGGUGGACUUGUGUCUUAUCUUUCUUCAGGCCUUCAUUCUGACCUGGACAAGCCUUCAGGACUCAGCCUCUAGGUUGUCUGUCUGUAUAGUUUUCAUUCCCUCGCGUCUUCUUCAGAUAUCUCUGCCUGCUUCUUUCACAAUCCUUUUCCUUUGCCACUUUUGUAAUUAAUAACAGAUAUUUUUCGACGGAGCUGCCUAGACCUGCACCUUUCUGGUUUCUCUCCGAUGUUCUUUGACAGGAUACGAAACACUGUUUUUCUGGUCUUCUCUGUUCUCUCUAACUCUCUCUUUCUCUCAUGCUAUAGUGAUGUAAAGGAAAGGCUUUGGGAUUGUGGUAUGAGCCUGGAACUGACUUUAAAACGGGCACAGAAAGAGACACCUAUGAGACAAGGCUGAGGGACCUCAUAGAUGUUAUGAAUGAAGACUGAAACACUUAAGAUAUUUAUACUGUUCAAAAACUGAUAUUCAAUGUCUUGGUUUUAACGACCAGUAUAGGAAUAAUAUAAUAGUUUUAAGUUAUUUAAGGAAUAUCAGUAGUAAUGCCAUAAGGUCAGUUACUCAGUCCCCGUUGGUCUGUCUUUCUCUCAAACCCUCUCUUCCUAUCUACCCCCCUCUCCUUCAAUAGUUCCAGAGUUGGGCUUUGUUUCUGGUUCGAUUGAAUGAAGCGGAGCCGAGCCUUGUAUUAAACCCUACUGUUGUAUUCCACGUCGAAUGCUCAGCUGACAACAGAAUGUGUAAUUGAAACAAACAUGUCUUUUUUUUGGCUCCAUUCCUCUUUCUUCCCCUUGUGGAGCUCAGUGUAGACACCUAGCCAUCCACAUGACAAACUAAACCCAGUCCACCCAGAUCUUCUAUCUGAUUUGGACAGCUAAAUAUUUUUUAGAAAGGUUUUGGCUUUUUCACUGUAAACUGUGGCCCGGUUUUCCCCUCACUUCUCGUCUGUCUGUCUCUGUUUGUCUGUCUGUCUCUCUUUGUCUGUCUGUCUCUCUUUGUCUGUCUCUCUUUGUCUGUCUCUCUUUGUCUGUCUCUCUUUGUCUGUCUGUCUCUCUUUGUCUGUCUGUCUCUCUUUGUCUGUCUGUCUCUUUGUCUGUCUGUCUCUCUUUGUCUGUCUGUCUGUCUCUCUUUGUCUGUCUCUCUUUCUCUGUGUGUCUCUCUUUCUCUCUCUUUGUGUGUUGAAGUCCAACAGGAGUAUAUUGGUCUUGGUGAUGUCACACACACACACAGGAAUGUCUCUGCCAAUAGGGAUCUUGGUUAAGAGGAGGCGGCCCGUCCCCAGUAUUAAGGGGCGUCAGAAUGAGCUGUCUCUCUCUGCACUGCAAACCUUGAGCGACACAUUGUAACGUUUUUAGCCCCCAGCUAAGCUCUUUUUCUCCUAGUCUAACCCCGGAUCACCCAGCCCAUGCGGCAGUGGCAUCCUGGGAGAUAUGUUUUCUGUGUGUUUUCUUUCCAGUAAGUUCACAUCAACUGCCUCUCUCCUAUGGUGUUUUUUAACUAUGAUGUGGACAGGUUGGUUUUGUUGUGACGGUACGGUACACAGUUGUAGUAUGUAGCCCUUUGAACGUAUGUACGGAUGUAUUCAUAGAAUGAGACAAGCCAUGAUAAACAAGAUUAAAAACAGGGCUUCCUAUGAGCACACACACUACAUUUUCAGGUGUUUUAACAUUCUCAUUGGUGACAACAGCGAGAGUAAUAAAUAUAUCCAAUAUGGCAGCUAGUAGCUAUUUCAUCCAGGGCUUCCAGACACUAUGUGUUCAAACCCAAAAAGCUGCAGAAUGUGUUGCUUGUUCUUUUCUCUCUGGUCCAAGUCUAUAGAACAGUAGUCAACCUUGUUUUUUGUCAACCCUGUUAGUACCGGUCUGUCUCGGUGGUCAACCCUGUUAGUACCGGUCUGUCUCGGUGGUCAACCCUGUUAGUACCGGUCUGUCUCGGUGGUCAACCCUGUUAGUACCGGUCUGUCUCGGUGGUCAACCCUGUUAGUACCGGUCUGUCUCGGUGGUCAACCCUGUUAGUACCGGUCUGUCUCGGUGGUCAACCCUGUUAGUACCGGUCUGUCUCGGUGGUCAACCCUGUUAGUACCGGUCUGUCUCGGUGGUCAACCCUGUUAGUACCGGUCUGUCUCGGUGGUCAACCCUGUUAGUACCGGUCUGUCUCGGUGGUCAACCCUGUUAAUUCACGUCCAUUGUCUGUGAACAAAUGAACAGAAGGCCCUGUUCCAAUACUUUUCAACUGCAGCCUUCCUUUCUCCCCUCACACCUUGAGGUACUAUUCAGUGAUCUACCAUGUGUGGACAGGUGUUCCUAGCAAUAAGGUCACUUCAGAUCAGUGACUGCCUUCAGGGAGGGAGAAGGAAAAUAUGCAUUUGAAGAGAAUGAACACUCUUCACAUGGUAUAGGCAAAGCUGAAGCCAAGCUACUUUUUAACAAUCCACUUCUGUGUGUCUAAGAUGCGUGACUCUAAACGAGCUAGCCUAGUGAAGGGGACAGCAGCUUGACGUCUUAAUCUGUAAUCUAAUAGUCAACCCUCAUUUAGAUGCACAAUAUCUCCCCCAACUUGAAACGCCCUCCAUGUCUACAGAUGUGCAGCUAGUAGCCACUGAGGACCAUUUUACUGAAGACUACUCUAAUGGUGCGUUGGUGCAAACUUGCUACUGACACAGAUACUGUUUUUAGAAAAAAGGAACGGCCAUCUAGGGCAGCACAGGGGCACAGCGUCCCCUCUCCUGCUCCUCUUUUAAGAAUUAACUGUACAACCCUGACCACCCCGUGGACUCUUUCUCUCUACCCUCAACAUGAGAGCGAUCGAUCUGUGUAAACUGGCAACCUGUCCCUGCUGGGCUUGAUGUCAAACGUUUAGUUAUCUCUGCUCCUUCAGACACAAGUUAGGUGCAGGGGACGACGUGACCAUGUCUUUUUAAAGGAACAGCUAGACUGAGUGUUUGUGUGAGUCUCCUUUAGUGUUAAGUGGAGGCCAAUUUUUAAAAGGGCCUCUUUUUUCCAGAACUGCCCAUGACUUCUGUCACUUAAUGUCCAUAGUUGAAUUUGCCAGGUGGUUCUGGUGUCGGUUCUGGUCUGGUUGUUUCACUAGUAAACUCUUUCCCCAUGGUCCAGAGUGUUAUGGUAAUGUACAGUAACAAACAGCUAAAAGGUACAGAAUAUUCUCAUAUUCUGCAGAUUCAUUUUUUUCUGAACUUCACCCCUCUCCUUUAGGUUUGAAAACAGGGUUUAUAGAGGCUCGUUGAGGAAUGACCUCUGACCUUUUUGUGACAGAUGUGGGCCCAGAGAGUGCCACGCCCAUCUGGGCAAGCCACUCCCCAUGAAACUCUGCCUUUCUAUUUGCUUUAAUUCUUUUUGUAUGCAGAACCAAAAUGUUACAUCAGCAAACAAGGUUUCAGGCCUGACUUGUAUGUAUAUACCCUGAAUACAAUCAAUGGGAUCUCGUUUUUAAAAAAGUUACCAGACUUAAGUAAUGAAGUUAAGUGUAGUUUUUAAAAACAUGUAUAAUUAUUUGUAAGUUAACCAUAUGCAUGUCUUCAAGCCAUCAGGCAUUAGAGGGGAGAAACUUUUUACACAUUUUUAUUUUUACAAUUUAUUUGCUUACCUAAAUAUCCCAGACAAUAAUGUGACCCUUUUUUAUUACUUCUAAAUGAUUUUUUUAUUUCCCAUAUUUUCCCCUUUAUUUCCUGUGUACUACAUAUACAUAUAGCCAAUUUUAUAACAAAAUGAGAAAAUUAUUGAAGAAAUGUUUAAAUUGAAAUAUAUUUUAUUUGAAAGUUUAUGGACCUUUUAACCGUGAGCCGGAACAAUUGUAUACGCAUAUCAUUUGAGCUGACUUGACGGUUAUGAGAAAUGUAUCAAGAGUUUUAUUUUUUAUGCUUCUUUAAUAAAAUCUUGUUUUUGGUUUCUUUUUUUACUGUAAAACAAUAA